AUGUUGAUCCCAGUGACCAUUUUUAUUUGUGGUUUGAUAUCUCCAAGUCAGUCGUUGGACAAUGGGCUAGCACUGACUCCUCCAAUGGGCUGGUUAUCUUGGUUGCGAUUUGGCUGCACCAUCGACUGUGAGAAGCAGCCGACAGAAUGCAUCAGUGAAAAUCUGAUAAAGAGAACUGCUGACGUGAUGGCCAGUGAGGGUUACCUGGAAGCAGGCUAUCAAUACGUGACGAUUGAUGACUGCUGGCCUGAGAAGAAGCGAGGACCUGAUGGUAGACUGGUACCCGAUAAUAAACGUUUCCCCAGUGGAAUUAAGGCUCUUUCUCGCUAUGUCCAAAGUAAAGGUUUAAAGUUUGGCAUUUAUGAAGAUUACGGGAAUUACACUUGUGCUGGCUAUCCAGGUGUUUUGGGCCAUGAGGCUAUAGAUGUCGCUACGUUCGCCGAGUGGGAGGUAGACUAUGUGAAGCUGGAUGGAUGUGGGGCUCCCGAUCCUGAUGAAGGCUAUCCAAUGUUUGGGAAACACCUCAAUGAGACCGGACGACCCAUGUUGUAUUCCUGUAGCUGGCCAGCCUAUCAGAAACAUCCGCAUUACCUUGCAAUAGCGGAAUCGUGCAACAUUUGGCGGAACUACGCGGAUAUUGCAAACAGUUGGCAUUCGGUGGUGGGCAUCAUGAAGUGGUUUGGGGAUCACCAAGAUGAGUUCGCCAAGUUUGCUGGCCCAGGACACUUCAACGACCCUGACAUGCUUGUAAUCGGAAAUUCAGGUCUGACAGUAGACCAGGCGCGAGUGCAGAUGGCUGUCUGGUCUAUCCUGGCUGCUCCCCUCAUCAUGAGCGCUGACCUAUCCACCAUGAAGCCGGAGUUCAAGGAGAUUCUGUUGAACAGGGAUGUGAUUGCAGUGAACCAGGAUGUCCUGGGCAAACAAGGUCUUAGGGUUUGGACCAGUGAUGAUAAGAAGCAGGUGAUCUGGCAUCGAGAGUUGGAAGGCGAUGCACGAGCGCUGGCGUUUGUCAAUCUCGGAGAUAAAGCUAUUGAUAACUCGUAUUCACAUGAGCAGAUGCUGCUACCGAUACAAGAUUUCUUUGUGAAGGAUCUGUAUAAAGAAGAACAAGAUCAAAUUCUCAGUAGAAAUGACGACUUCCAUGUGCGAAUUAAUGCAACAGGAGUUAAAUUCUACAAGUUUAUACCUAAAGAGUGUGAAUCUGAUGACGUCAGUGAAAAUGAAAUUAAAGAAAUAAGUACCAGAUAGGUAAAUAAAAUUUAAAUCUAUUGCGAUGAAGAAGAAUUUU
Molecule: messenger RNA, 1288 nt
Organism: Spodoptera frugiperda (fall armyworm)
Lineage: Eukaryota; Metazoa; Arthropoda; Insecta; Lepidoptera; Noctuidae
Product: alpha-N-acetylgalactosaminidase-like
Exons: 9
Coding region: 1-1248 (415 amino acids)
Biological process (GO): glycosylceramide catabolic process; glycoside catabolic process; oligosaccharide metabolic process
Cellular component (GO): cytoplasm
Molecular function (GO): alpha-galactosidase activity
Source: RefSeq, a predicted model, not a curated record